This is a messenger RNA of Prunus armeniaca (apricot), 183 nucleotides long. The record is from the annotation of a GenBank genome assembly. NCBI's taxonomy places the organism in Eukaryota, Viridiplantae, Streptophyta, Magnoliopsida, Rosales, Rosaceae.
AUGGCAAGAGAAGCAAACUUUAAUCCCAUCUCGGAAUACAGAUGGGCUGAUGAUUACAGUGGAAGACAAAGCAUUUCUGGUGAUGGAAGUAGUGGUAGUGGAUAUGAUGGAAGUGCUAUAAGGCGGGUGAAAUCAGAGAGGUUUGACAACAAUAGGUUCAUGUCUUUGAGUUCUGGGUUUUGA